This is a messenger RNA of Topomyia yanbarensis, 342 nucleotides long. RefSeq names its product large ribosomal subunit protein P2-like. The transcript has a single exon. Gene Ontology annotation, biological process: cytoplasmic translational elongation. Gene Ontology annotation, molecular function: structural constituent of ribosome. NCBI's taxonomy places the organism in Eukaryota, Metazoa, Arthropoda, Insecta, Diptera, Culicidae. Bases 16 to 342 code for a protein of 108 amino acids. The record is from RefSeq and is a predicted model, not a curated record. Gene Ontology annotation, cellular component: cytosolic large ribosomal subunit; ribosome.
CCAGCGGACUUAAAAAUGCGUUACGUGGCUGCAUACCUUUUGGCCGUCCUGGGCGGAAAUGAUUCCCCAGCGAACGCUGACAUCGCGAAGAUCCUCAGCUCGGUCGGUAUUGAAGCGCAUUCGGCCCGCGUCACAAAGGAGGUUACUGAGCUUAAGGGUAAAUCUGUGGAGGAGCUGAACGCUUCCGGCCGCGAGAAACUGUCCUCGAUGCCAGCUGGUGGAGCUGCUCCGGCUGCCAGUAGUGCCGCUGCUGGUUCUGCUGUUGCCGCUCCGGCCGAGGCGAAGAAGGUGGUGAAGAAGGAGAAAUCCGAGUCCGAGGAUGAUGGGAUUCGGUCUCUUUGA